UCAGUAUCCAUUUGAUUGGCAACGGAAAUACACAUAACAUAACAUAAUCUCACAUAAGAUACAAAAUACUCUUAACAAUGCAGCGCUUGUCAUACAAUCUUGGCGCUACCUCUGAAGGAAUUCGAGUUCAGUGUGGGCCUGAUCGACGUAAGUGCAGGUAUACAGUGGCUAGAAAAAGUAUGCGCAUGGGUAUUGCAGAGCUAUUCGAUAGCGAUGUAUUCGAAAUAUACAAUUCCAAGAGCACAAUAUAUUUCAAAGGUAAAGGGCAAAGAAUGGCUGUGGUAAAAAAAUAUAUUGCUAACAUCGAUGAUUUUAAACUAUUUGUGGCAAAGCAAAGCUAUGAUAGCGAGGAUAGGGAAAACAUCUAUUUGCAAGCACUAAUUACAUCCGGAACAAGCUAUGAAUUCUUCAACAAAUAUCAUUCGUAUGAGUUUGUAAUGAAGGAAUUAAUCAGGAAGAACAAGCCAAUGAUUACAAGCAAAGUGUUGAAGAAAACAGAACAGCCAAAGGACAAAAGUCUUGUCAAAAAUGCACAACUUCAAUUGCUGCUGCAUUUUCACAAUCGAUCAUUGCUAGAUAAUGCACAAGCAAUUAAGAAAUUUAUGUUAAAAGUGUUAAUGGAAGAGCAACUUGUCGUUACGAAACUUAGAGGACAAUUAGCAUGCACUAGAGUGCAAUAUCUGGAAGCGAAUAGGAAUAAAUAUGCAGUAAUGCGUCAAGUUGUAUUUCAAAAGAAAGAAAGCUGUGGCUUCAGCAAAGGCCACAGGAUUAAAACAAAAAUAAAAAACACAAAACCAAGACAAGUUCGCUCCAACCAAUUUGUCAGAUUAAAGUACUUGGUAAUUCAACCGCAAAAGUCGAAAAAUAAGUUUCUCUGCAAAAUAUUUAACUCGAAGUGUUUUGGAAAAUAUUUGAACCAAAGUCAGUUAAUGAAAACAAAUUUCUAUCAAUUUCUGAUUGCGUUUUAUCCACAAAAUCAACGAAUAAUAAAACUUACAAGCGUUAAGAGUGAGAUCUUAUUGAACAACAAUGAAGAUGCAAUAAAGAAGGAUACUGAAGCAAAAUCCAAUAAUAUUUCGGCACCAGCUAGAAAUCGAUUUACGAAAUGGGUUUUCGUUUUGGUUAUAUUUCUCUGCACUUUAAUAUAUUUAGCUUAUGAUGAAGCCAUCGUUUCUGUUUUUACUGGAACAAAUGUGAAAUUCAACUCUGGUUUUGAUAAGCUCAUUUCCUAUUGUAGCAAUCGCUCGAACCGACUUCGUUCUAUAUAUUAAUAAAAAGAAAAA
Messenger RNA from Drosophila busckii, 1283 nucleotides. RefSeq lists its product as uncharacterized. The transcript has 2 exons. Bases 78 to 1271 code for a protein of 397 amino acids. Lineage: Eukaryota; Metazoa; Arthropoda; Insecta; Diptera; Drosophilidae. The record is from RefSeq and is a predicted model, not a curated record.